AUGGCCGAAGUCCUCGGUUCCAUCGCCGCCGCUGUCCAGCUGGUCGAGUGUGGCAACAAGGGGUAUCAACGCUUCAAGCGGGUGCGCAAGGCUCCACGGCACCUGGCAGCACAGCUCGAAGAUGUUCUCAACAAGGUCUCGCUGCUGGAAAAGCUCAAAGCUAACGGCUCGUCGACUGAGGUGCUCGCUACAUUGACGGACCAGGCAUUGGCAGAAGCUAGGAAGCUUGUGGGCUUGAUUGACUACCCAGCUCUUGCCGGUCCAGCUAUCGCAGGUCAAACACCACAAACUCUGGAAUCAUGGCGUGACAGGCUGCGGUUACGAUGGAACUUUGUGCGUAAAGAGGGAAAGCUUGAUCGCUUACACCGAGCUAUUGAAGAGCGCGUGCCCUGGCUCAUCCUGACUUAUCUCGAGAGCCACAUGAACAAACCCCUUGGAGCUGGAUUCAAGACAUUCUACGACAUGGAUGUCCCAGGCCAAUUCGAACCGCAGCUAGUAACUGCCCCUGCUACAAGUCAGGUAUCAUUGCCACCAUCUUACCACACUUUCGAAAACAAGAUGCCCCUCUGGAGAAACAGUUUUUACGGUCGGAGUGAUGAGCUACAUAUGUUACAGCAGAUGCUGGAGGCCUCUCUGAAACAGCCAAGGGCUGCCGUGAUAGGACUUCCUGGCAUAGGGAAGACGCGGCUGGUUUUCGAAUACGUUCGUACUGCUCAAGUUUUAUCUCGAGAGCCAUUCAUACUUCGAAUUUGUGCCACCAACGAGACACGACUUGGAGAGAGCCUCCAAGAGCUGGCGUUGACCCUGAAUCCAAUGCAUUCCCAGGACAGGCGGAAACCCAGCGUCACUUGCGUCCUUGAACGACUCAACGUAAAAUCGGGCAAUCCAUUGUUUUUGAUUGUGGACGACGUCCAAGAUGCCAAUAUCACCUACGAAGGGACCCGGUUGACAGACUUGUUACCAGAUAACCCCUCAAUCACAAUACUAUUCACAGCCCGUGAUAAACUUCAAGUCUCUGGCUUUGUUUCCAAAAACUGUACGAUCAGUCUGGGACCGCUGUCUCAAGCGGAAAGCCAGCAGAUGUUGCUCGAAGAUUCAACUGACUCUGAACCCGACCGCCAAGCCGCGGAACAACUGGCAGCCAGGUUGAAUAGUUGGCCCUUGACUAUCGCCCAAGCCAGGUCCUUCACGGAACAAAGCAGCAUCAGUCUUCCCGCAUAUCUCGAACUACUGGACGCUGAGCCCUACCGGCUGCUACAACACAAGAUCAGGGACGGACCCGAAGAGACUCGGCGAUCUCUUGUCCAAUCGCUACUCGAUCUUAGCCAUUCAAUCCACGAGGAGAACACCUUGGCCUACCAAGUCCUCAACUUAACUGCUUGCUUCGAUAAUACCAAGGUCCCUCGCGUUCUAUACUCAGCUGCCGGAAAAGGGGUGGAAAGAGUGGACUUGACCACCGCGGUAGGAGUCCUGCACCGACACGGUCUCAUUGACCGGUGCGAAGAUGAGGCUAUCAGCAUAAACAGUGUAGUACAUACCAUCGUGCGGCAUCGACUCGUCUUUACACCCGCCUUGCAGCAUUAUCUAGAACUAGCAAAGAACGCAGUCCUCGCAAUACUACCAGAGAGGCAGGCCCUUGAAGCUGCCAUCCAGCAAGCGAACCCCUGCACCCAACACGCCAUGUCCGUCCUCAAUAUCUACACAGCCCAUGCCCACCUCGCGCGCGACGACUCCCUAGCCGCCCUAUCCUCAAAGCUCAUCUGGCACCUCCAGUCCCAAGGCUCCUACUCCGAAGCCCUCACCUACUCGAAAACCGCACAAGCACUCCUCUCCACCACCUUCGGGACAGAACACCCCCUUACCAUAGCCGCUCGCUCCGACCUCGCGCGGAGCCUCUACCAAACCGGCCAGCUCCUCGAAGCCGAUCGCGAAAUGCAGGUCGUAGCCGCGGCCCAGCAGCGCGUACAGGGCCCGCACCACACCGCCACCAUCAGCGCCAUGAACCAGCUCGCGACCAUCAAGUGCGGGCUCCGUGACCAUGCCGAAGCAGAGCGUCUGUACGUCCAGGUCUGGAACGCGCAGCAGACGGUCCUUGGCGCGGGCCACGUGCACACGCUCGCGACGAGGCAGAACCUCGCUAUCGCGGUGCAGAGCCAGGGCCCGGCGCGGUACGUUGAGGCGGAAGCGCACUUCCGGGCCGUGCUGGCCGCGAAACGAGGCCAGCGGGGCGGGGGGCAUGAUAUGGAUAUAGAAACAGAAACAGACACAGAUCGAGAUACAGAAACUGAUACAGAGAUAGAAGACAGAGACAGAGACAGAGACUACUACACCACACUCUCCAACCUCGGCACCGUCCUCCUCCUCCAACGCCGCCUCGAAGCAGCCUGGCAGCACCACACCGUCGUCCUGUCCUGGCGGCGCGCCGCCCUGGGCCCGUCGCACCCAGAAACCAUCGGCAGUCUUACCAACACAGCGCGCAUACUGCAAGAGCUCGGAGGCCCCGCCAGCGCCAGCGCCAGCGUCUACCUAGCCGCGGCAGAAGCAAUAUGGCGCGAGGGGGUGGAGUGGUACGAGAGCGUGUUUGGACGCGAGCAUUACGAGACGUUGAAUGCGCAGAUGAAUCUGGCGACGGUGCUGCAUCGGAGGGGCAGGUGGGCGGAGGCGCUGGGGGUUGCAAGGGGGGUUUGUGCGGUGAGGAGGCGGAGGUUGGGGCCGAGGCAUGGGGAUACGGUGGCGGUUGGGCGGUGGGUUGGGGGGCUGGGGGAGUGGUUGGGUGGGGUGGGGGAUUGGGAGGGUGAGGAUGAUGGGGGAGAGGAUGAUGGGGGAGAUGCGAAAUGGGGAGAUGGGGAUCUUGUUGAGCUGUGUUCUUGA
Molecule: messenger RNA, 2871 nt
Organism: Anthostomella pinea
Lineage: Eukaryota; Fungi; Ascomycota; Sordariomycetes; Xylariales; Xylariaceae
Source: the annotation of a GenBank genome assembly